UGCUUACUAUUCUACGACCAAGUUGAACAAACGUUAGAGAAAAACUAUUAAGGUUAAUUACUUCGAUGAUGGCUGUGACUCUCACGAUCCUGGUCACCUUGCUCUCGGUUCUUUCUUCUGCAUCGUGUGCUCGAUUGGUUGGGGGGAAGACGGAGAUCCCUGACGUGAGGACAAACAGGGAAGUGCAAGAGCUCGGGAGGUUCUCGGUGGAGGAGUACAACCACGGUUUGAAGCUGUCGUCGGUGAACGACAGCGAUAACGAGAGAGAGAAGUUGACCUUUACAGAAGUGGUGGAGGCGCAGCAACAAGUGGUGUCAGGGUUGAAGUACUAUUUGAAGAUCUCUGCUACUCAUAGAGGGAUUCACAAAAUGUUCUCCUCAGUGGUGGUGGUAAAGCCAUGGCUUUCUUCCAAGAAGCUCCUCCACUUUGCACCUGCAUCCACCACCAACACUAACCAGUGAAGAAUAUAAGAGAGAGAGAGAGAAAGAGAGAGAAUCCUUGUAGAAUAAUAACCAUGGAGGUUAAUUUCUUGACUAGAUAUGCAUGGUAAUAAUUUUUUCCUACAUGUACUUUUUGUAUGGUGUGUGUGGGGAGAACGGGAAUUUUCGACUAAAAUUUGAAAUCUAUAUAUAUAUAUAUACAUGAAUAUUAAUCAUGUGUACCAGAGAAAAUAUGAGUAUUAAUAUAAAUUAUUGUAAGUUUGUGUCCU
This is a messenger RNA of Vigna umbellata (rice bean), 709 nucleotides long. It is a transcript of the gene CYS2, whose product is annotated as PHYTOCYSTATIN 2. The record is from RefSeq and is a predicted model, not a curated record. Gene Ontology annotation, molecular function: cysteine-type endopeptidase inhibitor activity. NCBI's taxonomy places the organism in Eukaryota, Viridiplantae, Streptophyta, Magnoliopsida, Fabales, Fabaceae.